GUGGAGUUUGAGAUCGAAGGAAAUCUGGAAUUCCUUUAAAUGAACUUUUCAUUCACUUCUUUUAUGCUUUUCAAAAUACUCUCUCAUUCAACAUUCACUAUCAUAUCCAGAAUAAUUGCAAGCUUCAAGAGUAAGAGGCAGGUCCCUCAGAGUCAAAUCGGGAAUCUUUAGCAAUUCAAGUCUUGUAAAAAAAAAACUAAAAACUAAAAAAUAUUUUAAACAUCUCUACUUUCAAUUCAAAUAUCAAUCUUUUCAAAUUUCUUUCUUGAUUGAUUUCAUUUUACUUUUUUCCAAAAAAAGUUUAAGACUGAUUUCUUCUUUUGUCUUGAUACGAACGAUACUCGAUCAAACGAGUUUUCGUUUUUGUUUGAUUGCAGAACUUUAUAAAGCUCGAUUUAAUUCACUUUAGCUUUCUUAGAUAACUUUAUCAAUUUGAAGAAUGUUAAAUCGAAUGAUGAUCAUUAAAGCUUUUGAAAGGUUUGAUGGUAGUUUCAAUUGGAUCACCAAUCAAUUCCUUAGACAUCCUAAUGAGAAUAGUACAGAGUUUAUUAUCUUAAAGUCUUACUUUCAAAUCUCAAGUUUGAUUGGAUUUUUAAUUUGUUUAAUCAAACUGUUUAACAAACGAUUUAAAUUCUUUAAAAGGUUCAUCAAAUCAAACCAUCAUCAAUAUAAUCUUUAUACUCAACUAAACCAAACUCAUCAUCAUUCGAUCAAUGCAUUCGGUUCUUCUUUUUCAAACCCAUCUCAAUUCGAUUCUCAAAGCUUUCUAGAUCUUUAUUUACAUCAAAAUCAAUCCAAGAUUCCAAUCGAUCAACUUUUACAAUUUCUUAAAUAUUUAGUUGAUGAUCAUAGAACUGCAUUAGGUUUAUGGGAUCGAAAUCCGAUUCUAGAGUAUCAUUUUUAUUAUGAUGAUGAAGGAACUGAAAAAGAUUUCAUCCGGAAUUCAAUUGAUCCUUCCUCUGAUUUUCCUCUUGGUACACUCGAUUCAUCAUCCGAAAAGCUAUCUCGAGAUCGAUAUGUUGCUAUGAAACCAUUGUUAAAUGAUUUAUUAGAAGCCGCUACUCAAACUACUACACAUCGAAUCAUGUUAAUAUCAACAGAAGAUCGAGACGUAAUACAAUAUGGCAUCAGAUUAUUACAAUCACUACCAAAUCCACCAUUAAUUUGUUAUGUGAAACCGAUCGGUUCGAAUCUCUCACUCGAACUGACGAUUGCAGCAGAUAUAGUAUUUGAAUGGUCAGAAGGACAUUUCGAAUUAGUCACCAGAGAUCAUGGAUCGAUAGAUGAAGUUAAAGAUCAUGAUGCGUUUUGGAAUCAUACCACAACAAAAGAUGUCAAGGAUUUAAAGAUCUUUAGACCUUUACUUUUACUCUUUAGAGCUCAUGGUCCAAUCGAAUUCAUUCAAAUUAAGUUGAAAGAUUUAAAAGCUUUACUUGAUAGACAUGAAUUCGGUUCGAAUCUACUGGCUGGUUUAACUUUUCGUCAAUAUCUUCAAUUGGCUUUUUCAAAAGGAUUGAUUGGAAUUCAAAACUCUAAUUUGAGAUAUGAUUCGGUUUCAGCUUUAGAUGAUGAUGAAGUUUUCAACAAUGGUUCUACUCUUAUUCAUCUUCAAUCUCCAAUAAAAAAGCUCUUUUAUCAAGAAUCUUCCUCAGAUGCGUUUCUUACACAACCACAAGAUGAUCGAUUCGGCUCAUCAAUCUCCAAUGAAAACCUAGAGAAGGAAGUCAUAAAAGAGAUGGAAUUUGAAUUAGUUCAGAUGGAUAUAAAUGCAGGAGAUGAAUCUAUGAUGACCAUGACAAGUGAUAGUGAACCGGUGACUACUUCACAUCGUUCGAGUUAUACGAAUCUAGAGAUCACAGAACCCAUUCAAUCGCCUAGUUCUGGCCUAUCACCUCGACCUCAGCUCAAACAUGCUUGUACAUCCGAUUUAGAAUCAAUGAUAGAGACAACCGUUCGACCUUCGAAGAAAAAGAAGCAAGACAAAACUCCAAUCGGGACUGAUUGUGACCCACUUCUUCCAUCAACCAUCAAGUCAUCUAACCACCCUCGAGUAUUAAAAAAACUAACCAAAAAAGCCCGAGCUAAAUCAACUACAAUCCAACCCCCAACUUCAUUCAUCACAUCUAUCCCACUUUCAAAACCGAAUUCUACUCUAGACUUGAAUCUUAAUAAAAGAGAAGAAAAACGAAAAUCAAGUAAAGUGGAAAGGUUUCCAUCUUUCGAUUUAGAAAAAGGGACGAUCAUCAGUUCAGUUGGUUCGGUUCAUCGGUUACCAAACCUUACGGGACUUUGGAUUAAGACUUGUUGUACUCAAGCCAGUGGAUUGAUUCCACGAGAGUUGAAUGGAUUUAAAAGUAUUCAACAGAUGAUGGUUGGUCAAAAGAAUUUGAAUGAUCGAAUGGAGAUGUGUCAGAUUAGUGAUGGGUUUAGUUUUGAAGAUCGGUUGAAGAUUAAUUCAGUUGAGAGGAUGGUAAUGGGUCAGUUUCCUUUGAGUAAGUUGAGAACUGAACAAGAAGAAUUGGCUUUGGAAAUCGAUUGAGGUUUACCAAGAAUUCGUCUUUCUCUUCUUUUUCUUUAUCUGGCUUUCGGGUUUUGAUUUCAUCAUUGAUAUACCUAACCCAGAUCUAUUCAUUUUUUCUCUUUGCUUUUUCUCGUUUUAUCUCUCUUCUCUCUCUUUGCUUCAAUUUGACGAUUCUUCUUGUAUAAAAACAUCCUCAUUGACAUCACUUCUUCUUCAUCAUCAUUUUUUUUGUUUAGUUCUUUGAAUGUAUGUAAUUCAAACACCAAAAUCAUUUAAUUUAUUUGCAAAAAAAUUGUAUACAAAAGCAAACAAAAAGUUUUUUUUCCUUCUUUUUUUUUGAUCUCUAACUACACAUUUUUUUUUUCAUAAAAGAAGCCAAAUCAUCAUCAUUAUUAACACAUUCCUUUUUUUUCUCCUUUUUUUUUUUGGGAAGUUUUUUUUUUUUUACUUUUUUUCAAAAAUAAAAAAAUCCAAAAUUGGUUGAUUUUAAUAAUUUUUAGUAAGAAAUCAAACUUUUUUUUUUACGGGUUAUUUAUGUGAAUUUAAAUGAAGUAUAACAAGUAGUUGUAGUGUAGAGAGUUUGAUUGAAUUUGGUUUUUGUCAAAAUCAAAAUGGUUUUAUUUACCAAGG
Messenger RNA from Melampsora larici-populina 98AG31, 3151 nucleotides. RefSeq lists its product as uncharacterized. NCBI's taxonomy places the organism in Eukaryota, Fungi, Basidiomycota, Pucciniomycetes, Pucciniales, Melampsoraceae. The record is from RefSeq and is a predicted model, not a curated record. The coding region runs from base 440 to 2539 and encodes 699 amino acids. The transcript is spliced from 3 exons.